AAAUACCAAUGAAAGUAAAAACAUCAAAAAUAAAAUUCAAAUUCUAGCUAUAUUGUGACAUCACUUAGGGCGGAUGAAUAUUUCGUUUCGUUGGGCAACAGUUGCCUCGAGACAGAACGCCAUAGCCACCGUAGUCUUGGAGACAGUAACAAGGUGCAUCAUGCAGCAGGCGGCAAGCGUUCAAGUCGCUUCGAGUCAGCAGGCAUCAGUGGUCACCGUGCCACACAACCAAAUACCUGUGGCACAAUAUGUCAGUGUCACGGCAGGAAAACAAGAUCUGAAUACAUCAGAUGCUGGGAAGCAAAUGGGAGGCGGGCAAGGACAGAUGCCUUGUAAAACAGAGGAAGAACCUAGGCCUGCCCAUACAGCUGUACUGCAGCAGGCCAUGGAUUUAACAAUAAACAGCAAAGUUAAAACAGAACGACAUGGAUCCAUGGAUUCUAAAACAAUGGAAUUUGUUGCUGAGAGUAAUAUUUUGAAGACAGUUACAAUAAGAAGAGUAGAUUGUCAGUCACCGCCAGUUAAAUUAAGAGUUUUGGAUUUAAAAAAGGAGGCAGAUAUAGCUUGCCAGAUUUUACAGAUAAAACAGGAGAAAGAGAACGCAGAUCCUAGACUGCUUCAGCAAGUUUAUCAAGGAGGACAGAUACAAUACGUUGAAUCUCCAGGAGAUCAUAUUUAUGCCAAUGGAUCAGGCGCUACUUCUUACCAAUACACAGACGGAACACAGCUCUAUACAAACAGUCACAGUCAGAAUACCAACAGCACAACUAAUGCUUUGUUCUUUGAUACAUCAGUAACCGGCCAUCAGCCUACCAUGGUCAGCUCAUUACAAGCCCAUCAUGCUCAAUUACAAGCAGGUGCUGCAUCUCACCACAACAUGGGCCAGAUAGUAGCAACUCCCACGGGGGGUACUUAUAUCAUCAGAACCCCAGGUGGGGCAGCGGGAGGAGAAGGAAUCCUUGCAAUGCCGAUCAAUCACAACACACGUGCUUCUCCCGCAACUGUAAGUCACUUCAGGCGGGAGCCAAAAACAGUACAAUGGUUGAUGGAACAUUUUGAGAAUUCGGAAGGAGUGUCACUUCCACGUGCACUCAUGUAUCAUCAUUAUUUACUUCAUUGUAGAGAACAAACUCUUGAUCCUGUCAAUGCUGCUUCAUUUGGCAAACUUGUGAGAUCUGUCUUCAUGGGACUGAGAACCAGAAGACUUGGUACCAGAGGAAACUCAAAAUAUCAUUAUUAUGGUAUAAGAAUAAAGGCAUCUUCACCGCUGAACAGAUUACAAGAAGAAGUGGCUUAUGCUGCCAUGAGACAUCCCGGGAAUCACGCGAAAAGAGCUAAAGUCACACAUUCUAACGAAAAGAUGGAAACUACGGAAUCGGGAAGCAAUUCACCCGGAACAAAUGCAGCAGAACAAGUGCAACAUCAUCAAAAAUUUUUAGGCGAUGUGUCGCAAGCUAUUCCAGAUCUUGAUCCAAUACAGUUUGAUCGUCAGACAGAUCCAUUUCCUGACGGAGUGACUCAGGAUGAUUUAUCAGCACUAGAAGAUUUAUACAGAGAUCAUUGCUCUGGUAUACUUGAUAUCAUCGUCACAUUACAAUUCCCAAUGGUAGAUGAACUAUGGCAUACUUUCUGGAGAAGCAACAAACCCAUGGAUGCCGCACAGCUAAUGAAUGAUGAGAUGGAGUCAAAAUUAUCCCACAAUAAACUAUUACUACUUUGUUCCUGGAAACCUGUACAGAAAUGGGUUAAAGAUUGUGACCAUCUGAUGUACCAGAGUUUGGUCGAUGUUCUUAUUCCUGACGUACUUCGGCCAAUUCCAAGUGCCCUCACACAAGCAAUCCGUAAUUUUGCCAAAGGAUUGGAAGCUAGUCUCAGUGCAGCCUUAACUGGUGGAUCAAUACCAGAAAAUAUGGUUAGAAUUAAGACAACAGCAGUCUCUGCAUUUUCUCAAACACUCAGGAGAUAUACUUCACUCAAUCAUCUUGCUCAAGCAGCUCGUGCUGUUCUUCACAACGGAACUCAGAUUAAUCAAAUGCUGUCUGAUCUCAACAGAGUAGAUUUCACAAAUGUACAGGAACAAGCAUCGUGGGUUUGUCAGUGUGAUGCAGGAAUCGUAAAACGUCUUGAAACAGAAUUCAAAGCAGCUUUAUCAGAGCAAAGGACAUUGGAACAAUGGGCUGAAUGGUUGGAAUCAGUUGUUCACGAUGUACUACGACCUCAUGAAGAAUCUCCCAGAUUUACAAAGGCUGCAAGACAGUUUUUGCUCAAGUGGUGUUUCUAUAGUUCAAUGGUGAUACGUGAUUUGACAUUGAGAUCAGCAGCUAGUUUUGGAAGUUUCCAUUUGAUUCGACUUCUGUAUGAUGAAUACAUGUUCUAUCUUGUUGAACACCGAGUUGCACAAGCGACAGGGGACACACCUAUUGCUGUUAUGAGUGACUUCUCUGAUCUUGCAAGAGGAGAAAUGAACGAUCUCAAAUCCGGAGUUGGGCAGGAUGAUGCAAUCAGACAAUCUAAGAAGAAUGAUCAAGAUAGAUUCAUCACUAAAGCAUCACCAAGUUAAAUUGAGGCAAAGUGAAGAAUUUAUUUCUACAAGAAUGUAAGACAGUUUUGAUCGUAAAGCAAAGAUGGAAUUAUCAUACUGUUACACAACGUAUAAGUAUGAAUAUUCAAAAACAUCCCGUGUAAAGAUAUCAGAAUACACAGCAUUCUAAUACAUUUGACAAGCAGAGCGAAAAUUACCUCUCAAAUGGAAUAUAUAGACCUAUUUUAUAUGGAUAAAUAAAGAACUGACUUGUCUAUCUAUAUUUAAACAUUGGCAUUGUAUAUCUUAAUGACUCUUUUACAUAAUAUAUGCUUCAGGGGAGAGCAGAGCAAUUUCAUAUUUUUCUCCAAAUAACAACGGUUCUAAACCUUUUUUCUUUCAUGUAACACAUUGUUGCGCAAAACAAUCUAUGGCUCAUGAACUUUCUCGUGUAGGGAAAAACUAUAAGAAAAACAAGAAAUUCUUUUUGCGAAGAUGGACACUUUAAAUAAUUAAAAUGAGAAUUACCACCCGGUGACAAUUGGUAAUUUUUAAUAGGUUUGCGGCCCAAAGGUGGGCCAUGGCCUACUGAUUGAGAACCAGUGCUCUAUGCCAGGGGUGCACAACUCAAAUGAGGACACGUGCCAAAUUUUUCUAAAUAUUCUUGUCGCGUGCCACACACAAUCGUUGGUAUGGACCUUUUCCCGACCUUUGACCCUCGUAAAAUUCUUCCUAUACUUUACCUUUGCAAAAUUUUCGUGCCUCGUGUUGUGCACCCCUGCUCUAUGCUAAUCAAGAUCUUGAAAAUUCUGGUGUUUACAUGAUUAAUACUGUUUUACUGAUGAAUUACAUAUAUUAUACCACUGGAUAUUGGCAAUUAAUUGGCCAUGCAACAGUAAUUAUUGAUUGGGCCAUAUUUGAUACAGACAUAAUUCUGAAUAAUAAAGGACAAUUGGUGAGAGAUGCGAGCAAGCAUUUCCUUCUGUGCCUCAUGAUUGGCCUGAUAUAAUAUGUCACAUUUCAUUUUUGGUAUCGAGCAAUAAUAAUACUUUUAGUAACUGAUAUCGUAAUAUCUUAUUUCUUUAUUUAUCAUUUUUCAUAGACUUGAAGUAUGAUUUUGCAAUGGUCAUUAGAGGCGCUAGUGUGCCACAAGUUUUUGACAAAGAAUAUGAUGAAUUUUAUGUGAUACGCCGUUUCAAACUUGAGCUAUGGCAAACAGAGCAUCAAUAUUUGAUGAUUGCAAAAAAUGAUUUUAUAUUUAGUUCAUUCACAUUCAUUUUCAGAUGAUUUUUAAUGAACCUGACUAGUGAAUACAUUCUAACACAUUCGUUGUUGCUGCUAUUUAUCUAUUUUUAUUAUUCUUUGUAACCCGUUUUUAAAUUUUGUUCCCAAUCCUCAACCUGACUGAAACCUUUAUUUCUAUCAGUAAUAAUUGUAAUUCUUGAAUUAUAACAAAGCUCCAGACAAGCAGAAACCCAUUCAACAAUAUUCACAAUUCGAUUUGUCCCAUCUUAUCGAAUUUCCUCUUAUUCUAUUAAUAUACUGUUAUCUACUCCAGGGGGGUGCAACCUGCGGCUCACGGGCCAAAUGCGAUCCACAAGGAAAAAUUUUGCGGCCCGCGGAGAAGUUUCAAUUUCGAAUACCUCAGUCCAAUUUAUUAGCGAUACCUAUGACGUUACAAUGCCCUAACAGCUAUUUUGUGCAAGGAGAACAGCGCGUCAUGUCAUGAGAUCAAUAACCAAAAUUUUUUGUGUCUGCGGUUUUACUUAGUUAUUUGUUUUUGGCACACCUGCAUUGAAGAUUGCACACCUCUGAUCUACACCAUGGAACUAAUUGAAAUGGCAUCCAUUUGCUUGUAAAUUUCAGAGUAAUAAACGCAGACACCUUCAAUGCAAUCGGUAUAUGAACCAAAGAUGCCUAGCUAAUGAAUCCACUUAGAGCAGUUGCAAAUGACCUAUUUUUUUUUUUUUUUGUGAAAGAGCAUUUUUUACAUUUUUUCAUCUAGGAUAUACAAUUUACCGAUAUAAUUUGGUGAUUUUAAAUUUUUUAAUUAAAAAUGCGACAUUGAGAUAUUUCUACUCGAGAUUGAAUUCACUAAUUGUAUAAAAUCUGUGCCUGCUAUCAACACAAUUGCGUUCCAUAUUGGAAGAGUUUGAAAUGUAUUUGUAAAUAUGCUUCAUUGUACGUAGUUAUUUAAGUAUAACUAUAAUUAUUUUAAUUUCUUUCUUAUUUACUGCCAUGAUUCCUGUAGUAGUAUACUUCGAGUUAAAC
Molecule: messenger RNA, 4792 nt
Organism: Styela clava
Lineage: Eukaryota; Metazoa; Chordata; Ascidiacea; Stolidobranchia; Styelidae
Product: DNA-binding protein RFX2-like
Biological process (GO): regulation of transcription by RNA polymerase II
Molecular function (GO): DNA-binding transcription factor activity, RNA polymerase II-specific; RNA polymerase II cis-regulatory region sequence-specific DNA binding
Source: RefSeq, a predicted model, not a curated record